AUGAUGCCGGAAAAUUGUUCCAGGAAAUCCGUUUCCAAACUGUUCCACUGUCUAUCGAGGGAAAUUGAAAAACAGCAACCAAAAAACGUUAUUCAUUUUAUGGUAGAUUUUUUAUGUAAAAAUUAUGGUUCACAUUUGAGGGGAUUUGCCCAUGUCUGGGAUGUAGAUUUGGAACUGGAGAAGGAAAAAAAACUCGUCAUUGAAUUUUUUAAGAGCCAGAAAUUAACCACAGAAAUUGCCAAGCAUUUCAUCAAUGUCGGAUUUGACAGUAUGGAGUCUCUGCUAUACUUGAAUGCGCACGUUUUGGACGACAUCGAAAAGUUUAACAAUGUCAAUUGGCUGCCGGGGCAUAAAAUAAGAUUGCAGCAAAUGUUUUCAAACAUCCAGGAGAACAUCAAAACGUUCUAUGCGGAGUAUGACAAGGACGACAUAAGACACGGCCUCGACUAUAGCGCAUUGCGACAACAAGCAAGCUACACAGUACUGUCUCCUUUUCAGCAGUUCUAA
Plasmodium inui San Antonio 1 is the source of this 507-nucleotide messenger RNA. RefSeq lists its product as hypothetical. The record is from RefSeq and is a predicted model, not a curated record. The coding region runs from base 1 to 507 and encodes 168 amino acids. The transcript is spliced from 6 exons. NCBI's taxonomy places the organism in Eukaryota, Apicomplexa, Aconoidasida, Haemosporida, Plasmodiidae.